This is a messenger RNA of Lathyrus oleraceus (garden pea), 1056 nucleotides long. RefSeq lists its product as uncharacterized. Bases 60 to 896 code for a protein of 278 amino acids. The transcript has a single exon. The record is from RefSeq and is a predicted model, not a curated record. Lineage: Eukaryota; Viridiplantae; Streptophyta; Magnoliopsida; Fabales; Fabaceae.
UUACUGAAAAGUGAAAAACCCCACCGCAUUCGUAAUCCAAUACAUAGGUUGUUUGAUUAAUGAAGACGAUUCACGAAAGUCAACGGUCUUGUUCCUUCACGACACCAAUAAAUAUAAAUCCAACACCUAAUUCCCAGUCCACACUCCAACUACAAACACAACAACAAACAACAACAAGAAAACACAAAGAAAAACAUAACAACAGCAUGAAAGAAAUGAAACUGGUAUGGUCCCCAGAGAGAGCAACUAACUCAUACAUCGACACAGUUCAAGCUGUAAGCACCACUCAGUGCCACCUUUCCAGCGAAUCCGGCGUGGCGGAGCUGCUAUCCGCUAUGGCGGCGGGGUGGAACGCGCAGCUGAUAGUUGAAACAUGGUCACGUGGCGGAGUUAUUCCAUCCAGUCUUGGUUUAGCUAUAGCGAGCCGUCACACAGGUGGAAGACACGUGUGUAUAGUUCCUGAUGAGCGGUCGAGAUUAGAGUAUGCAAAAAGCAUGGGAGAAGCGGGUAUGUCGCCGGAGAUUAUGGUCGGGGAACCGGAGGAAGUGAUGGAUGGUUUAAUCGGAAUAGAUUUUUUGGUUGUUGAUUCUCGGAGGAAGGAUUUUCCGAGAGUGUUGAGGUUAGCGAAGUUGAGUAAUAAAGGUGCUGUGUUGAUAUGUAAGAAUGCCAAUUUUAUUUCUAACAUGGAUUCGAGUUAUAUAUGGCGGAGCGUGGUGGCGAGGGGAUUGAGACGGCUGGUUCGUUCGGUGUUUCUUCCGGUGGGGAAGGGAAUACAUAUGGCACACUUCUCGGCUGCCGGUGGUGGCGGUGAGAACUCUGUAUCUGGGGGAAAGCACAACCGGUGGAUCAAACAUGUUGAUCAACGAUCAGGGGAUGUUCACUUUAUUAGAAAAUAAAUAAUGUAUAUAUCGAUCUCAUGUUCAAUUUUUCCCUUUUUCGUAAAUAUUGUUGAUAUGAAAAUGGCUAUACUCUAGUCGAUAUAGUAUAUGAUUUGAUCUGUGGUACAAAAUUGUUUUAUUUAUUCAAUUGAACCAUUGGUAGGUUUUUGAGUUCUAA